GCCACGCCCCUGUGCGUGAACGUCGGGGUGGUGGAGUCUGAAGCCGCUGAGAGCAGAAACUACAGCAGGAGGAGGAAACGCAACCUUAGACUUGUGCGAUUUUUGACAGAGCGCUCCCGUAAAAUGGCGUACCACAGUCCGUACAGAGCUCCCCCGCACAUCAGCGCUCCCCCGGACCAGGGCUUCCUGUGGAAUAUCUUCCAGAGGGUCGACAAGGACCGGAGUGGAGUGAUAUCAGACUCAGAGCUCCAGCAGGCCUUAUCCAAUGGCACGUGGACUCCUUUCAACCCAGUGACGGUCCGCUCCAUUAUAUCCAUGUUUGACAGGGAAAAUAAAGGUGGGGUGAACUUCAACGAGUUUGCCGGUGUGUGGAAGUACAUCACAGACUGGCAGAACAUCUUCAGGACCUACGACAGGGACAACUCCGGCUUCAUCGAUAAAAACGAGCUCAAACAGGCGCUGACUGGAUUCGGUGAGCUCCAAAGCUACCGUCUAUCGGACCAGUUCUACGGCACCCUGAUAGAAAAGUUCGACCGCCAGAGGAAGGGACAGGUGGCUUUCGAUGACUUCAUCCAGUGCUGUAUUGUACUGCAGAGGCUGACUGACGUUUUCAGGCGGUAUGAUACGGAUCAGGAUGGCUGGAUCCAGGUUUCAUAUGAACAGUAUCUUUCCAUGGUCUUCAAUAUAGUAUAACACACACGGAUCGCCACAGAAGAGCACAACUGGACACAACUGUGCCAAAACUACGGGCACCUCCCGGAUGCCUCCCAUGAUGAUGGACACUGCAAGAUUUCAUUUUUUAUUGUUGUUUAAACCUUGUUUUUUUGGCCCUGGUUGUCGGGCUGUUUCACAUUCAUUUAUGAAGCUACCACAGAAAAAUACUUUUCAUUUUGGGUUGUAAUACUUUCCGGAUCAUUUGUCUGGAAGUUUAAGUCCAGCGCUCGACAAAUUUAAAAAAUAAUCCUGCAGUGUUUCGUUUGUUGAGGAAUCUGAACCACGUCUGUGUCGGGAACUGUUGGCCGGGGGGGUUAUUAUGGACACGUCUCUCUUUCUGUCUGUCAGUCUGUCUGUUAAAUGUCUUAACUUUAAUUGAUACCAUUAAAAAAAUGAUGAGAGUAAAAUAAUGCAUUGUAAAUAACGUUCCAAAUGCAUUGCAUGCUUUUCAGGGAAAUUUCGCCCCACAGUUGAAGCAUGCUUUUCCCUUUCUCUUGACUUUUCCCUCAGCCCUGUUUUGCUCAAAGCCAUGUUUACAAAAACUGUGAGAGCAGGUGACGUCCUGCUUCGGGAUUCACUGACAUGCCAGCUUACAUGCCAUAUUUGUACAAACUUAUUUUUAACUGCAAAUCUUCAGAUGUUAGAACAUACAGUUGUUUUUUUUUUUUUUGGUAGAGGGUAAGCAUAAUGCCUUUAGGAAAGCUUAUUUUUUGUGCAUGAUGCCUUAA
This is a messenger RNA of Archocentrus centrarchus (flier cichlid), 1442 nucleotides long. It is a transcript of the gene pdcd6, whose product is annotated as programmed cell death 6. NCBI's taxonomy places the organism in Eukaryota, Metazoa, Chordata, Actinopteri, Cichliformes, Cichlidae. The coding region runs from base 124 to 693 and encodes 189 amino acids. The record is from RefSeq and is a predicted model, not a curated record. The transcript has 6 exons. Gene Ontology annotation, molecular function: calcium ion binding.